AAGACAUGAGUUUGACCCGUUCACAUUCCUGCUCAGCAGUCCAAAGAUAAUUCGUUAAAUCAAAGCGCUAGUAACCGUUUGCCCAUGCUUUGGAAUCGGCGAUUUUUCCAAAGCUACUCGUCUGGUUUUUUGUUUACGUUACGAGUCUUGUGGGGAUUGAAGUUGGCUUCAAAGUUCAUCAAUGGGUUCUGCUGGUGCUCUGAAUAUGGCGUCGUCUUCCAUUACUGUAAUCAGCUCAACUUGUUCGUCAAAAUCAAAGCUCAAUGACAAAUUCACCUGCGGGUUUCAUAAAUUCAAUCCCAUCACCAAAAUCUGUGCCGUAUCUCCAAACGGUUCCGUUUCUGGUUCUGCUUCUGCUUCACGCGGGGCUGAGUGCUCAGCUGGAGACGUGCAUAAACAAAGAAGUAGUCUUGAAUCUUUUUUUUGUUAUGAUAAGGCUAUUCCGGAGGAGAUUAUUGAGAAGCCCAUAGGGAUAUCUUUGGUGGAAAAAUUCAUUGGAAACAAUCCCCGAUGCAUAGAUUGUGAAGCAAAAGGCGCUGUCCUCUGCACAACUUGCUCUGGUUCAGGCCUCUAUGUUGAUUCAAUAUUGGAGAGCCAGGGCAUUAUUGUCAAAGUCCGCUGCCUAGGUUGUGGGGGAACUGGUAACAUUAUGUGUUCAGAGUGUGGUGGCCGCGGUCAUUGUGGAUGACUGUACUGGUUUGCUUAUCUUCCUCCUUUUGUUGCAUAUGCAAGUUACAUGUAUCAUACUCAUAUAUCAGAUUAUUACUCUUUUUGGUUCCAUAGUGGCAAUUCUAUGAAAAAUUUGGAUCGAAGUUCCACAGUAAUGUAUUUCAUUCUUUUCCAUUUGGCAGUACUUUUAUGAAAUCUUUGUCUUCAUAUGCUUUUGAUAA
Molecule: messenger RNA, 890 nt
Organism: Rosa rugosa (rugosa rose)
Lineage: Eukaryota; Viridiplantae; Streptophyta; Magnoliopsida; Rosales; Rosaceae
Exons: 3
Coding region: 182-688 (168 amino acids)
Source: RefSeq, a predicted model, not a curated record